This is a messenger RNA of Striga asiatica, 1735 nucleotides long. NCBI's taxonomy places the organism in Eukaryota, Viridiplantae, Streptophyta, Magnoliopsida, Lamiales, Orobanchaceae. The record is from the annotation of a GenBank genome assembly.
GUCAAAACUAGUCAAACGCGGAUUUUCAGAAUCCGCGCGUUUUAGAUUUGUCCACAUCCUUUUUUUUUUAUUUAUUUUUGUCCACAGAAUUUUUUUUUAUUUGAUUUAAAUAAAUGAUUCGUGUUUUGUGCAUAAAUGUAUCAUCUAUGGAUAGCCACCACAUCAUCUGUCAAUAAGCUAGGACGUGUUUAUCACUCUUAAACAAAUGGAACUGAGUUUGUCAACAUUUGGGGCCAUUAUUGCUUCCUUUCUGGUCUUAUACUAUUACCUGAGCUGGUCAAGAUCAACCACCACACACAAAUCUCCACCAGAAGCCGGCGGGGCAAGGCUCUUGACGGGCCAUCUCCACUUGAUGUCCCCUGCUGGCGGCCUCCCCCACUUCAAACUCGCAGCCCUAUCCGAUAAACACGGCCCAAUCUUCACUAUCCGUCUGGGACUUAAACGGGCCGUGGUCAUCAGCAGCUGGGAGCUUGCCAAGCACGUGUUCACAACCUGCGACGUGGCAGUCUCGUCCCGCCCGAAGCUCCGGGCAAGCAAGCACCUGAGCCACGACUACGCCAUGUUCGCAUAUUCCCCGUACGGCCCUUUCUGGCGGAAGAUGCGAAAACUCGUCUCGGUCGAGCUCCUUUCACUCCAUCAGGUCGAGAUGCAGAGUGACGUGCGCGUGUCCGAGACGGCUCGAUCCGUGGACGAGCUGUUUCGGUCGGGAAGGGCUUUGGUGGACAUGAAAAAGUGGUUUGGAGAUUUGAAUCUGAACGUGGUGCUCGGGAUAGUUGCUGGGAAGCGUUUUAAGGAUGAGACGGGGAAGUGUAAGCGGGUGAUGAGGGAUUUUUUUGAGCUGGCGGGGAUGUUUGUUGCCGCUGAUGCGCUGCCUUAUCUGGCGUGGCUGGAUAUUGGUGGGCACGAGAAGAGGAUGAAGGAAAAUGCGAAGGAGUUGGAUGGGAUUGUAGGUGAAUGGCUCGCGGAACAUAGGGAGAAAGAGUGUUCUGGUGAGGAUGAUAGGCCGCGGGAUUUUAUGGAUGUCAUGGUAUCUGUUACGAGAGGUGGUCGACGACUUCAUAGUGAAUAUGAUGAUGAUACCAUCAUCAAAGCUACUUGCGAGGCUAUGAUUGUGGGUGGGGUUGAUACCAUCACCGUGAUGUUAGUAUGGGCACUUUCCCUCCUACUCAACAACCGACAUGCCCUAAAAAAGGCUCAGGAAGAGCUCGACAUACAAGUGGGUAAAGAAAGACAAGUGAAUGAAUCGGAUAUCCACAAUCUACUCUAUCUCCAAGCAGUCACCAAAGAGACCCUAAGAUUAUACCCUGCAGGCCCACUUGGCAGCCCACGUGAGUUUUCCAAGGACUGUAGCGUCAGAGGCUACCAUAUCCCUAGAGGGACAUGGCUCAUGGUCAACAUAUGGAAAUUGCAUCGGGACCCACAAGUAUGGGGGCCCGAUGUGUUGGAGUUCAAGCCCGAGAGGUUUCUAAGCACGCACAACCAUUUGGACAUUCGGGGCCAAGAUUUCGAGUUCAUCCCAUUUGGCGCGGGCAGGAGGAUAUGCCCGGGUUUCAACUUCGCCUUGCAGAUGAUGAACUUUGUGUUGGCCAACUUGUUGCACACGUUUGACUUUUGGACUGUGGCGGACGAGGGGAUUGAUAUGACCGAGAGUGUAGGGAUGACCAACAUGAAAGCCACGCCACUUGAUGUUUUUGUUGCCCCAAGGAUAUCUCCAAGUCCAUGGGUUUCAAACUAA